Molecule: messenger RNA, 498 nt
Organism: Angiostrongylus costaricensis
Lineage: Eukaryota; Metazoa; Nematoda; Chromadorea; Rhabditida; Metastrongylidae
Source: the annotation of a GenBank genome assembly
AUGGAUAUUUUGCAUGUACCAAAUGACUUAACUAUUGAGCAGAAUGCAAAGAAGCGUUCUUUGUCGAUUUUCCGACCGAUUCCAGAGAAUCGUACUUGUGCUCAGCACCGAGUUGGUGUGUCUGCGUUAUUACCUGAUCCGCUCAUUUCCUGUGUUCAGGCCGGAGUUGAGCCACACUGGUGCACUUGCUUGAAUUGGCAAUACGCUUUAAAUACACCUGAGGAGCGAGGUAUAGCAGAAAAAUUAGCUCAAGCUGUUGUGAUGGUCAUUAACAAUCAGUUAAAGGAUGUGUUUCAUUUAUGUGCGGAACUCACUAUGAAGGAAUUGAUGGAUGCGAAAAGACUUGUACCAAACGAAAGCUUACUGAAGUAUAAGGACGUAAAAGACAGGGAUGGUUUUGUGCCCGAUUUGAGCGGAAGUACAAAAACUUCAUUUGCCCAUUAUCAACUUACAUUUCGCACGAAGCCUGGUGAUUCCAUAUAUGAGGUAGCUUUUUAA